Colletotrichum fioriniae is the source of this 1155-nucleotide messenger RNA. RefSeq lists its product as uncharacterized. The record is from RefSeq and is a predicted model, not a curated record. Gene Ontology annotation, molecular function: lipase activity. NCBI's taxonomy places the organism in Eukaryota, Fungi, Ascomycota, Sordariomycetes, Glomerellales, Glomerellaceae.
AUGGCCCAAGCACAACCUGGUCUCCGACCUCUUGAGAAGUUGGGUCUCGUCUUUCAUGUGCUCUGGGCUCUCGGGCUACCGCACGCUAUCCGCCGAGGCAUCCCGUUGAGAUUCUGGCUCCUGGCCGCAACCUACCGCAUCGUUCUGGGCUGCUUCCAGCCACGUGAGAUCCAAUUCCUCGCCACUCCGACCCUGCAAGUUUACUCGGCCUGGCUCGCAAAGCAAGAAGCCAAAGAGUCCAAGAACGCCAACGCCGCCGCCCUCGGCCGACUGCACCAGGACGUCGAGCCCCUCGGCGCCGGGGCCGAUACCAACCAUGUCGCAGCCGGCGGCGGCAGCGGAAGCAUCAUGUGGCUCGGCAACCGCAAGAAAGCCUCCAAGUUCGUACUCUUCUUCCACGGCGGUGGAUACGUCGCCCCGCUGGCCUCGGGCCACCUCACCUGGUGCUGGGAAUGCUACGUCAACGGCAAGCCCGGCGAUACCAACGGGGAUGAGGUCGCCGUCGCGGUCCUGCAGUACACCCUCUGCCCGGGUGCCACUUACCCGACGCAGCUGCAGCAGGCCGUGGCGGCUGUCAAUCACCUCCUGCGAUCCGGCAUCACGCCAGAGAACCUCAUCAUCGGCGGCGACUCGGCCGGUGGGAACCUCACAGCCCAGGUGCUCUGCCACCUCCUCCGUCCCCACCCCGACGUCGAGCCUGUUCGGCUCAGUGGCCCUCUUGCCGGCACGUUCUUGGUCUCACCAUUCCUCUCGCUUCGGACCGAUGCCGUUUCCUUUCGAAACAAUCACCGCGUCGAUAUGCUCUCAGCGGCCAUCGUCGCCAAGGGUGGCGACUACCUCUUUGCCGACGACCACACGGCGAAGCAAGCCACGAACCCGCACGAACCGCUGGCGCUAGAUGGCGACAUGGAGUGGUUCGGGGAGAUUCACAACAUCAGCAAGUCAGUAUACGUGACGGCCGGCGCGCAGGAGGUGUUCUGUGACGAUGCGCGGAUCUUUGCGGAGGCAGUUAGGAGACGGAAUCCCGGGUUGGACGUCCAGCUGGAGGUAGCGGCGACCGAGGUCCACGAUGGAAUUUUGAUCGAAUCCGAGUGCGAAGUGAUCGGGGACGCGUCUCUGAAGAUGAGGAGUUGGGCAUCAAAGUGUCUUUCUUGA